Molecule: messenger RNA, 762 nt
Organism: Arabidopsis lyrata subsp. lyrata
Lineage: Eukaryota; Viridiplantae; Streptophyta; Magnoliopsida; Brassicales; Brassicaceae
Product: receptor-like serine/threonine-protein kinase SD1-7
Exons: 4
Coding region: 1-762 (253 amino acids)
Biological process (GO): protein phosphorylation
Molecular function (GO): ATP binding; protein kinase activity
Source: RefSeq, a predicted model, not a curated record
AUGGAGAAAGCGUAUCUGGCGGAGCGGAUCGAGCAGAUCCAGCGUUUCAAGCAGAACAAAAGCGGAUCAAGCAGAUCUGACGAUUCAACCCGAGGCUCUGUUCUAAACUGGGACACGAGAUUCGACAUUGCAAAAGGUAUUGUUCGAGGCCUUGUAUAUCUUCAUCAAGAUUCUCGGUUUAGGAUCAUUCAUUUAGAUCUGAAGCCGAGCAACAUUUUGGUCGACAAAGAUAUGGUCCCAAAGAUCUCGGACUUCGGGAUGGCAAGGAUCCUUGGAGGGGAUGAGACUGAAGCUCAUGUGACGACCGUGACUGGAACAUUCGGUUACAUAGCACCUGAAUACAGGAGCGACGGGGUAUUAUCAGUAAAAUCAGAUGUUUUCAGCUUCGGAAUAAUGCUUCUUGAGAUAAUCAGUGGCAAGAGGAAUAUAGAUUUCCUUCAUCUCAACGACGGAAGCCCUCUUCUCAGCUACAUGUGGAAUCAUUGGAGCCAAGGUAACGGCCUAGAGAUCGUUGAUCACACAAUCAAAGACUCAUCCUCAUCGCAGCAAAUAUUGCGAUGCGUACAGAUCGGCUUGAUGUGUGUUCAAGAACUACCAGAGGACAGGCCAACGAUGUCGUCGGUGGGUUUGAUGCUCGGAAGGGAAACAGAGGCAAUAUCUCAGCCCAAAUCGCCAGUGGAAAAUGGGUCUUCUUCCAGAGGGCAACAAGAGAGCGAAUCUGGAACAGUUCCAGAAAUGACCUUGUUAAUUGAGGGUCGCUAA